GAGGCUUCAGCUGAGGGAGCUCGAGCCGUCCUCCUCUCAGUUAUCAGCCCCCAACAUGAAGCUGCUCUGCCUUGGGGGGCUCAUUUUUGCCCUGGAAAUGUGGGGUGCCUCGGGUUUACUCAACUUUGGGGACUGUAAGAGUUUAGUCCAUGAGCUGCUUUCUCCUGGGACAAUCCAGGCUCUUAGAGGCUUGCCCUGGAUUGUGAAUAUCUCUGAGAAACAGGCACCUGGCUCGGUCAUCCACAUAUUCUCUUUCAACUGCUCCUGCCCACCCACCGUAGAGCUCGACAGUGUGAAUCCCCCCAGCUCCUUCUUUAAUCAGCCCAGCUUCUCUGGAUAUUACACACAGUAUUUGGCAAAGGUGACCUUAAGCAGUGCAGCCAGGCUGGAUGCUCAGCAGGUAAACCACUACCAACUCAACCUGAAGCUCACAUGUAUGGGAAAAAAGUGGAAUCUGCCCCUGUCUGUUGAGGUGUUUAAGGCCCAUGAUCACCCCAUUUGUCUGGGCCGGGUCUUCAGCACAGCUGGGGACAAGGUGCAGGUUCUGGAGACUGUGGAACCCCAAUCCCUGAUCUACGUGGUACUGCUCCGCAGGGGACUGACUGGUUUCAAGAUGAUGCUCACAAGCCCCCGAGAUGCCGGAUCCUUCUCUAUCAAUGAGCUGGGGCAGGUGCUAACCCCCAGCCAGGGCCUCAUUGGUAGUGCCUACAAGCACUUCCUGCUGAAAAUCUUGGUCACUGAUGGACAAGGCAGCAGCUGCCAGGGGACCCUGACGGUGGAGGUUCUGCCCAAUCCCUCCAACAAGGUCUCCUUCAGGAUUCAGUUCCAGACCUUCAACAUCUCUGAAGACCUAGAGGCUGGUAGAAUGGUUGGCCAGGUCCAAGCCAAUGGCAGCCGUGUUCGAUAUGAGAUCACUGAGCCUGUCCCCUGCCCCUUAUACUCCAUCAGUUCUGUGGAUGGACUGAUACGGACCACAGCUCCUCUGGAUCUGGGGCGAAACCCUGGGGCUGCCGUCACCGAGAUACAAGUAAUGGCAUAUGAUCCAUUUCAACCCUCGAUUAGUGCCCAGCUCAGUGUCACGAUCAACGUGCUGCCCACCAACACCUGGGCUCCUCGCUGCACCCCUGCUUUGCUGGUCACCCAAGUCCCAGAGACCAUCCCUGUGGGCAGUAUCCUGAUGACUCUGGCCUGCUCUGACCCAGACUCCAGCAGCAGCACCUUUCAUUAUCAGCUCCGGCACCACAAUGAGACCAAGUCAAACCACAGCUUCCGCCUACACGGUCCUGUCCUUGAGGUGAACAGUGCACUGGACUAUGACUCAUCUGCACCCAGUGUUCAGUACAGGGCCACCAUCUUGGUGACUGACAGCGGCCAGCCCCCCCAAACCAGUGAGGUGCCAGUGCUGGUGACAGUGACACCAGUGAAUGAGUAUGCUCCAAUCUGUCCUUCUCACACAUUCCGGGUCAGAGAAGAUGCUCCCCAUGGCACACUGAUUGGCACUGUUCUUGGCUCAGACCGUGACUAUCCACCCAACAGCAUUGAGUACCACAUUUCAGACUCAUCAGGCAACUUCUACAUUGACCCUCGCAGUGGUAAACUCCAUCUUCUGGCAUCAUUGGACUACGAAAAAGAGAAGACAUAUAUGCUGGUGAUCUUUCUGACAGAUCGAGACCAGGAACAGGAUUCUACACACCACCGGUCAGGCUCCUGCACCAUCACCAUUGAGGUUCAGAAUGUGAAUGACUAUGCCCCAGAAUGUGAACCCCCGUUCCAAGAGAUCACCAUCUCUUCUGCCCCAAGCGUCAAUGCAGAGGUGACAAGGCUGAUGUGCUCGGACAGGGACAGGCCAGAGCAAGCCCCAGGAGCAUUCUCUUUCACCAUUGUUGGAGGAAACAGCAAUGGAAGGUUCUACAUGAGGGACAAUAUUCUAUUCCACGACGUCUUUUCUUUUCAAUCCAAUGGGCUCUUGGACUCCCACACGUAUGAGCUCCUGGUCCGGGUGGCUGACAAUGGACCUACCCUCCCACUCUUCAGUACCACAGCCGUUGUCAUUGUUCAUGUGAUUCCCUGGAUGACCACAGUGCCUACUGCCAGCACAAAACCCCCGAUGGUUUCCUCCCCCACACCCUUGCUAGUGACUAGAAUUGAGGAUUACUGGGCUCCCGAAGCUUGGUUUGUGGUUGUGUUAACAGUGACUGGAGUUCUCCUGUUCACUAUCUUGGGCUGGCUCCUUUGCAGAUGGCCUGGAAGGAUGGCUCUAAGCCAGCAAACACAUGGACAAUCCUCCCAGACUCUAUUAUUGGACAGCACUAGGAGAAAUGAAAAUUCUACUGGUGACCUAAGAAAAAAGAAGAAUGAUGAAACCAGCAGCAUCCUAAGUCUGGUACUGCUAAGCCUGUUCCAAUCAAUGGGAUUUGAGAUGGAGGGAAGAGGCAGCAGCAGUUUGAUGGCAGAGCCCAGGACCCUGUUACAGGCAGAGAUUAUCUCUUCAGCAGCAGCACAGGAGCACGGCGCUGGCUCUGAGGCCAAUCUGAACAGCAUGGGCAAGAGCUGUUUUAAGAAAUUAGUAGCUGUACUUUUUUGGAAAUGGGUGAGAUACAUAAAAGGGAUCCAGGCUGACUCAUUUCCUUGCCCGUCUCAUACCCUGAUGACUCCUUACUUCCCCCCAGCUCCUCCCUUCCUCUUCUCCUACCACCCAAGACCACCCUAACUUCCAGUUUGUGUUUCACUAUCAGAAUGAUCAUAGAAAAUAAAGGUGUUGUUUUACUGUAA
This is a messenger RNA of Phascolarctos cinereus (koala), 2772 nucleotides long. NCBI's taxonomy places the organism in Eukaryota, Metazoa, Chordata, Mammalia, Diprotodontia, Phascolarctidae. The record is from RefSeq and is a predicted model, not a curated record.